GCAUAACAGCAGAGAAAAAGUGAGCUGGAAAGAAAGUGAAACCGGGAAAGCAGCCCCGCCGCGUCGCGAUCCCUUCCCCGCUGGCCCCGGGCUCGGCCCUUUAGGGGGCUCGGGCGGGCCACACCGAGCAGGGAACAGGACCGCCACCCCCAGGAGACAGACAGCGAAAAGGAGACAGCCGCGUUGCAGACCUUUUUGUUGGACUUACUUGCGGAGGUGGCUGGCGGAUGUGCAGCCAGGGAGGGUCUCGGCUGACGCCACCGCGAAACUGAGCGAAGGGGCGAAGAGGAAGGGGCCGCGCCUGCGUUGCGCGCUAUUUGGGGAGGAGGGCGGGCCAGCCAGGCACUUGCUGCUGAAGCGGACGGGCCGUCCGGUCUUGGUCCCGGACUGCUUCCCCGAGUCCCCCCAAGGAGAGGAAAAGAGGAAGCAAGCAGGGAAGCAAGGUCACGAGCUGCCGGUGUGCUGCUGCCAUGCAGACCUUGUUUCAAUGCUUCUGGAGGCUGAGGCCGCCUUUGACGCUGCUUCAUCAAGCCAAGAGACACCUGGCCUCUCAGAUCAUCUCGCACUACGAAGUGAUAAACCGGGGCGAAAAGGAGGUGCCCGAGUACUUCAAUUUUGCCAGUGACGUUCUGGACAGGUGGACCCAAGUGGAAAAGGAUGGAAAGAGGCCUCCCAACGGGGCCUUCUGGUGGGUGAGCGACCAGAGGGAAGAGGUGAAGUGGACCUUUGAGGAACUGGGGGUCUUAUCCCGGAAAGCUGCCAACGUGCUCCUUGACCCGUGUAGCUUGCAAAGAGGCAACCGGAUCUUGGUGGUUCUGCCCAAGAUUCCGGAGUGGUGGUUACUGAACGUGGCUUGCAUGCGGACAGGCAUUGUUAUCAUUCCAGGGACGCCCCAAUUAACAGCUAAAGACAUUUCCUACAGACUCCAUGCUUCGAAAGCCAAAUGCAUUGUCGUCAGCGAUGCAUUGGCCCCAGCAGUGGACUCGGUCGUGCCUGAAUGCAAGUUUCUGAAAACCAAGCUACUGGUGUCCGACAGCGGCAGAGAUGGCUGGCUGAACUUCAAGGACCUGCUGCAAGCAGCACCUGCCGACCAUGACUGCUUGAAGACAAAGAGUAACGACACCCUAGCCAUCUACUUUACAAGUGGAACCACAGGAACUCCCAAAAUGGUGGAACAUUCACACUGCUCUCACGGCAUUGGAUUCGUAUGCACAGGCAGGCGCUUCAUGGAUUUGACUCCUUCAUCCAUAUUCUGGAAUACAUCAGAUCCAGGAUGGGUGAAGACGACCUGGAGUGGUGUGUUUUGUCCAUGGAUUUAUGGCGCCUGUGUCUUUGUACAUCGCCUCCCACUGUUUGAUCCCACUAUCGUACUAAAUACUCUCACCCAGUACCCAGUCACCACUUUCUGCACAGCUCCAACCGGAUUCCGUAUGUUGAUACAGCAUGAUCUCACCAGGUACAAAUUCAUGACCCUGAAGCACUGUGUGACUGGAGGGGAACCGCUCAACCCAGAAGUGUUGGAGCGAUGGAAGGCUCAGACGGGUCUGGAUAUCUAUGAAGGCUAUGGACAAACCGAAACAGUAGCAAUAUGUACGAAUGUUAAAUGGAUGAAAAUCAAACCGGGCUCAUUGGGAGUAGCAUCUCCACCAUAUGAUGUCCAGAUUAUAGAUGACAAAGGCAAUGUUCAGCCCCCAGGGAAAGAAGGGGACCUUGCUAUCAGAAUCAAACCUAAUCGACCUUUCUGUCUUUUCUCAUGCUACUUAGAUAACCCUGAGAAAACAGCAGCCAGUGAGCGUGGAGAUUUUUAUGUCACCGGAGACAGAGCGAUGAAGGAUGAAGAAGGCUACUUCUGGUUUGUCGGGAGGUCGGAUGAUCUGAUUAAUUCUGCUGGGUAUCGUAUUGGCCCAUUUGAAGUGGAAAGUGCCUUGAUCGAGCACCCGGCCGUCAUUGAAUCGGCUGUGGUCAGCAGUCCAGAUCCCGUCAGAGGAGAGGUGGUGAAAGCCUUUGUCAUCUUGUCUCCUGACUUUUUAUCACAUGAUCCAGAAAAAUUAAUCAAGGAACUCCAGGAUCAUGUGAAAAAGGUGACUGCUCCUUACAAGUAUCCUAGAAAGGUUGAAUUUGUCCGGGAGUUGCCGAAGACAGUUGCGGGGAAAAUUCGAAGGAACAUAUUGAGGGACAAAGAAUGGGGAAGAGUGUAGCCUUGGCCGAACCUUUGCAAGUGAAGAACCUUCCUGCAAUCUUCCUGUUUGUUGUUCCGAUGGGAGAGUUUCCCCAUCUUGCCUGCUUCCCUACUUACUCUGUUGGUUAGAUCUGAUAUGCCAAGCAAAGAGAUUCACGCAAGAAUUGUACUUUACCCUAAGGGUGCUUCCAAAAUUCUCAUCUGAUUUUUCUCCCUAAAUUUUGGACUUCUGAUUUACCUGACCUUGUUUCCAAAGUGGAACCACGAUGCAUCAGGAAUUUUCCAUCGUUCUGAUUUUUUAACUAUUAUUGUUUCUAAUUAAGAUGGGGACUUAAUUAGUGUGGCAUAGUGAGAGCCAGUGUGGUGUAGUGGUUAAGGUGUUGGACUACGACCUGGGAGACCAGGGUUUGAAUCCCCACACAGCCAUGAAGCUCACUGGGCGACCUUGGGCCAGUCACUGCCUCUCAGCCUCAUGAAAACCCUAUUCAUAGGGUCGCCAUAAGUCAGAAUUGACUUGAAGGCAGUCCUUUUUUUUUUUAAGAUGGGGAAACGUGUGGCCCUUCAGAUGAUGAUGUUGCACUCUAACUUUCAUCAGCUCCAGCCCAGAGGGAUAGUGGAAGUUGGAGUCCAACAACAUCUGAGGGCCACGAUGCCCCACCCCUGUGGUAGAGAGAGUGGCGCACUUGUAGUUUGCCACAGCUUACAGGCCGUCAUAUAUUUCCCCUCUCUUCGUAACUGAUAAAACAUUGCCCAAAGCAUGGUUGAUGUGAUUGGACAUACAAUUGCACCAAGAGUUUUGAUGGGGAGGGCCAUCGCUCAGUGGUAAGGCAUAUGUUUUGCAUGCAGAAGGUCAGGUUCAGGCCCCAUCAUCUCCAAGUAGGACUAGGAACAGGCCCUUGUCUCAAACCCUGGAGCUGCUGCCAGUCAGUGUUGACUAGGGCUGGAGAACCUGUGGUCCUCCAGAUGAUGUUUAUGGACUUCAUCUCCCAUCAGCCAAAACCAGCAUGGCCAAUGGUCAGGGAUGAUGGGAGGUGGAGUCCAACAAAUAUAUGGACGGUCACAAAUUCUCCAUCACUGCUGUAAACUUAAGUCAGAAAGUGAGUGCAAUGAGGCCAACCUCUCCUGUGCCAAGUACCUUUCUAUACACUGAAGUCAUAACAGCUGCUGGGGGAGGGGAGGGGAGUUGUUAAAAUGUGCUACAAAUAUUGAUCAGUGCAAGGAAGGUGCGCUAUCUUAGAGGUAUUAGCAGGGCAAAGAAUAAAAUGAGAAAAAAUUAUGAGUUUGUGGUAGGGAUGGAAAGAUCUGUCAAUUUCUGUUCUCUCAGUUUCUCAUUUUUCCAAUCUUAAAUCCAGUUCUCCGCAUUUCUGUAGCAAUUUGCUGGUUUUUUUUAAUCAUCAUGAAAAUUCUUCAGCCUCAGUAUGAAUUUCUUCUAAUGAACACAUUUUUGUUUGCGGUUUUGACUAACGUACAUGUUUUUGCAAGCAAUUUAUCCAAAUAUAAUGCAUUUGUGGAUGUUA
Molecule: messenger RNA, 3696 nt
Organism: Rhineura floridana
Lineage: Eukaryota; Metazoa; Chordata; Lepidosauria; Squamata; Rhineuridae
Product: acyl-coenzyme A synthetase ACSM5, mitochondrial-like
Exons: 14
Coding region: 471-2198 (575 amino acids)
Biological process (GO): fatty acid biosynthetic process; acyl-CoA metabolic process
Cellular component (GO): mitochondrial matrix
Molecular function (GO): fatty-acyl-CoA synthase activity; fatty acid ligase activity
Source: RefSeq, a predicted model, not a curated record